Xyrichtys novacula (pearly razorfish) is the source of this 9117-nucleotide messenger RNA. The record is from the annotation of a GenBank genome assembly. NCBI's taxonomy places the organism in Eukaryota, Metazoa, Chordata, Actinopteri, Labriformes, Labridae.
GCGGGACAGUUGAUGGGAUGCAGAGAAGAGGGAGGAAGACUCUGCUGCUGCUGCUGCUGCUGAUGUUUGGAGGGACUGAGAGAGACAUGGAGCUGCAGCUGACAUGAGCCUCACAGGUGAGAGGAAACACUUUACUGCAGUUUAGUUUCACUGAGGCUGUUUAAUCCUCCAAUGUUUCCCACAGGUGUAUUUAACCUUAAUCAGUUUUAAAGCUGAACUAAGGUGGAGUGAUGCUGUUAUGGUUUGUUUAUGCUCAGCUGUGGUCAGACAGGUGGUAGGCUAACAUGAGUAAGUUUAUGAGCCUCAAACCAUCAAAUUAAAAUAACACCGACUGUCAGAUUAUGUCCUGUAAAGUUGAAGAACAUACCAAGCUAAGAUGAUUUCUAUUAUCUUUAUCAUUAAAGCUCCCAUAAGGGGUUUUUAACUUUUAUUAAAUAGACUGAAACUCAAACUGAUGCCUUUUUAUGAUAUUGGAAAGAAAACAAAAUCAUUUGCAACAAGAUUGAAGAUUUUUAUCUCCUAAUUUUUGACUCCUGAAAUCGCUGUGAGGGGGUAGGUGUCAGCCUUUCAGCCAAAGAAACAACUAUCUUUACAAUUUCCACUUAAAAUAUUCACGAUAAGUGACACGUCUGACGGUCAAAGUUGGCAAGAUGAGGUUUUUUUUGUUAUGAAGAGGAUAAGAAAUGCACUUUAACCACAGGGGGGCGCCAGAAUCGACACAAACAAAAACUUCCUCAUUGCAGCUUUAAGAUAUUUGACAUUGAAAACAAGAUAAAAGCCUGAUAAUGUGAUGAUCUGAAUAACUGCACCAUUACGUGUUUUGAAGUUCAUAUCCUCACAAGCUGUUUUAACGACAUCCCAACACAUGAAAAAUACAUGAAAAAUCUGCACUUUUUUGUUCGGAUAUGAGCAAUAACACAUUAAAAUUGGACUUUAAAUCCUCAAAACUUUCAAUAUUUCUCUCUUAAAUGCUCUUACUCCCUGAAAAUGUCCCCGUCAGUGCUGUGUGUUUCCUCAGCUGCAGUCUCUGUUUAAUGUCGGCGUGUUUUAUGAUGGAUCAUUGUAUGAAAGAGAGAAUGAGACCGUUAUUUCAGAGGAAGCUCUGCUGCCAGAGAGGAUGUAGCUGCUCACAUUGUUGGUGAGUGAGAUCAUCCGUGAUCUCCAGAUUCAAACCUCCCUCCUCUGGAUGGACGCUCACACCCAGAGAGGAGAUCUGGUCCUGUUUGGAUGAAAGGUCUUCACACUCAUAUUUCAGGCUCUGUGGAGGUGAAGCAGUGUCAAAAUCCAAAGAUCGACUCCUAUGUCAACAUUUAGAGCGCAGUUCUCCUCCUCCGAUGCCGAAUUCUUGAACCUGCAUAGUGAUAAGUGAACCUUUAGACUGCUUCUCUUAUCAGACUGAGAUGGGAAUUUGACUCCUCAGGCUUUAAGUUAUCUCAACUGGAGGACAAGUCUUACUUCAUCCUCACUUUAACGACAAGACUGUGGACCACAGCAUGAAAAUGUAAGCAAAUUAUCACCUCCAGAGACGCACACACUCCCAUUUAUUUCCUUUUUCCUUUUCAGCGCGACGGAGCUUUGAAUACACGGAGUGUCGACAGCUAUCAGUUAGAACAAGAGCAUUUUUACAGAGCGGCAUGCAAAUGAUCUGAGUUAAAGGGUGUAAAAGGAUAUGCAAUAUGUGUGACACAAAGUAUUACAGAGGGUGAAUUCAUGCAGGAGAGAGUGAAGUGUCCGUUUAAGAGAGGAAAUGCAAACACAAGUUUUAUCUCCUAAUUUUCGUAAUAUAUUGUUUUCAUAUGAGAUAUUUUCUUAUGCCAGUCUCCGCUAAAGGAUGUCAUGGUUGUUGGAUGAUCAGAGAAGGAUUCAGGGGAGAAAAGCCUCCAUGAAACGCUGCCUUCUUAAAGCUCCUGUCAGGAACUUUCAGUUUGUGUCAACCUUGGCGCCCCCUGUGGACAAAAAUGUACCUCUCCCCUGGAUAUUAUUUCGUCCCGCUCAUGGCAAGACCAAAAAAAGCCCCCCCCCCAGAUUCCUCUUAAUAGUCAAAUAAAUAAAUCAUGGUAAAUAUUUACUGAUGAAAAUGUUGAAAAGAAAAGGUAGCGACCUCAGCAAGCUGUCAAUCAUCUAGUCUGACACGCCCCCUCACAGCGGUUAGAAGUAGGUGGUUUUAUACAUUCUCCAACUACUAUCCAAGUUUCCAAACUUGGUCCCUUUCUUGGACUUGAACUCUCGAACCUCUGAAUUCCCAACUUAAGUCCCUGCAGGGACUGAACUAUUAAUGACCCCUGUAACUCGCAGAGGGGACACACUGCUCUGUCCGCUCACUCAUGUUGUUUCCUUCUCCGUCAAAGUCUUUUCUGAGGUUGUGCUCACUCUUAAAUGUGCGUCACUUUGGACUAAAACGACUGCUUUAAAAGGUUUUACUCAUUUUUAUUGUAAAGGAGCAUUAAAUAAAUAAAUCACAGCUGAUGCUUUAUGACGGGAAUCCUUCAAAGAGCGUCACUGAACACUUAAAGUUCAAUGAUUUUCAAAUAGAAGAUAGAUCCAGAUUGAUCUAGUUGACACAAAGAAGUUUACUAAAUUGUUUCUCUGUUUUAUUUGUAAGUUAAGAUUUAUGCUGCUGUUGAUAUUAAUUGAUACAUGCAUGAAAUAAUAGACUUUAAAUGCUAUCAGUGUUAACAGACUGUGAAGCAAAAAGAUUUAGAGCUCCCCCUGUUGGCCAGCCCAGGAGCCAAUGAGAAGUCUUUCCCUCUGUCACCUUUAACCUCUCACAGAGCCUCUUAAAUGAACUUCUUCUCACACAGGUUUUCACCAACAGGGUAACUUCUUUUGUCUCCGUUUUGUUUCCAUGUGAACAUCAGAAACUCUCGUCCAUUCAUAACUUUGUGCUCUGAUCUUAAUCUGCUGAUGAGAUCUUGAUUUCAUGUUGUCGUCGCUGCGGUCGGUCGCGGCUCCAGGUUUCCUCUUUACGGAUCUCUCUGCUCUUUGUUCAGCUAUGAUACCUGGCUGCCACUACUGCUCGUGCUAAACGCUGAAAUAUUUACUCAAACAAACCUGCUCUGCUGUUGGAAAUGUAAACUAUGUUACCUUCUGUGGCCCUGGAGAGGAUUUAUUUUCAGGAAGUCUUAUUAUAUAUGAGUUUAUAUACAGCACAUCACUGCAGUUCAGUAUCAGUGUCCUAGUUCAGUAUGAAAGUCUAGUUAACUCCAACAUGUGCAGUUUUCUUCUUCUUCAACAUGAAACAUACUCAGUCAAACGCUCACUCCUCUCAUGUUCGCUAAACUAAAAGCAGAGUUUCCCCCCCUCCUGCACUUCCUGCAUUUGUUUCCAGAGUCUUAAAUCUCUGCUAAUGUUUCAAGUCAAGGCUGAAAAUCCUGGUUCACUCUUCCUAUUUUCAUGUCUAGUUAUCGCUCAGCGUUCGUAUAGAGGAGAAUUUUCUAGUCAUACAGGUCUCUGCUGAAGUUCAAGAUCAGCCUGUGGCACAAACUUUGGCUGUCAUUUAAAAACGGUAUCAGGUUACCAGGUUAGCGGAGAACAACAGGACAGUUUUUGUACAUUUUCUAGUGGCUUCAUAACAAAAAACCGUGCCUAAACUGGCUGACAACUCAUGGCAUAAACAAGUGGCACCAAUUACUAAUUGAAGGAUGAUGUUGUACGUUAAAUCUUUGGAUACAGCUUAAAAACUCAGUCUGUUAGAAGAACCAGUGAGCUGCUCUAAGUAUAUUUACAUGCUGUUUAAAAAGUGGAUUUAUUUCAUUAUUCUGACUACAGCUGGACUUCUGAAACACUUAUAAACACUUGAGUCCAACUGAAAUCACACUAAAUCAAACUUUUAAUACCAAAUGAUUGUUAUAUGGCAGACAUACAAACUGGGAUAAGACAACAAUCCAGUUUAAUUGUCUUAUUUAGUCACUGCGGUACCUCAACGUCACUGGGCUCAUACUGGCUGUUGCCUGGAUUGCAGGACAGACUCUUGCUCCUCUUUUUGCCAUCAGAGAUGAUCCGAUCCUGAUAACUGUUAUUAAUCCCUGACUUUCAAGACCAGCCUGACACCGAAGCUGACUUUUAUUCACACAAUGUUUAUUCAUGUAAAAUGUUAUCAGCUGCGAAUGUUUUUGCCACAGUGUCAACAGGCAGAAGAGAAAAGUGCUGGGACUUUGAUUUGACGAGUGCGACUCGGUUCUCUCUGGUGUUGCUUUAACCUAAGGGGUUCAGAUCAAUCAGGAUCAAGUCUUUAACGCGGGCCCCGAUGGUAAAGUCUCGUUAGCUUGUUUUUGCCAAAGUCAGUUUGUUUACAUGACACUCGAGAAAACAGAAUUAUUGUCUUACUUAAGUGUGUGUAAACACCUUAGUCUGACUUCAAUUGAAGUUUGAUAACUCCGAUUAAGACACCCAGAUGAUGUGAUAUGAAUUCGAUUUUCUCUACCAUGUAACCAGCGCAGUCAGAAUAUGAUCUGACAAUGCAUGUGCCCCCGUAACCCUCACCCUCAUCUGCAGAAAAAGUAGCGUGUACAUCAUGUACGACAAAAACAACGCUGUACGAUGCUCCAUCUUCUUGCUCGAAAAUGCCCAACAGCAGUUGUAGACACUUCUGACGUCUGACACGGACCUGCUGUUGUUGUUGACAGCUGUAUGGGGUUGGGAACAGCGCCACUGAAAAGACCCAUAUCGCCCCCUAGUGUUGGGAGGAGGACACGUUCACGUCAAUGUAAACGCAGUGAGUGACCACGGGCAGAAGGGAAACUCUCACCUACAGAUCAAACCCAUAAGACUUGUUUAUUCAGGUUGGCGCUGGUUUAUGUUGUUGGGGAUCACUCACUGUUGGUAUGGUGGUUCAACCAAUCAGAACUAGGUAUUUGACACAUUUGAUAGGAAGUUUAAUGAACUAUCUCCAAAAAAUGAUGUAUCAGCAUCAUUAUUUUUUAGCCAAACAGAACUGUUAGCAAACCUUAAGAUAUAAAACAAGAACCAACAUCUUAAGUUCAGAAAAAUGGCAAAAAAAAACGUCGUAAACACAGUCGAGGCUGGAGAACAGGAAGUCAGUUUAACUCCACUACUAUUGUUGAGACAGUACGCCUUGUUUUGAUCUUUUAAGUGAUUUUACUUUGUAGUUCGGAGGUUUAGAAAAUGACAAAUAAGCUCCAGCUAAAACCCUCCAGUAGUAAUGAGCGGCUCGUUCCUCCUCCUGGAGCUGGAGCUCAGAUUUAGCUCUUGUUGUGGUGUGUGAGGAAGUCUGAAGUCAUGACCGAACACACUCUUUUGAAGGAUAGAUCCCUCUCUCUUUACUGUUGACCACAAUAACCUGACAAAUCACAAAGUAUUCAGGAUCCUGAAGAAGUGACCUGUAAUUACAUCUUUUAUGUCUCAGACGGCAGGUUUUUAAAACGCGGUCAUGUCACGAUCUCUCUAAGACACGUGAAUGAAACCUUUAAAUUAAACAGUUCCCGAUUCUUCCUCUUGGACUUUGUUGGUUCAGUCCGGCUCUUUUUCAGGUCUACAACAGAGUAAAGAUCUCUCUGGGUCCACGCUACCACACCUCCUGGAGCUGAUCCUUGAGGGGUGGGGGGUUACAAUCUUAGUCUUCCAGACAACCUCCCGGUGAAGGAGGCUCCGGCUUUAUCUUGGAGUAAUGUUUGUUUAACUCCCAUCUGCCAAUUAAGUGCACCGCCUUCACGUGAGAGUCACGGCAGCAUCUGUUUCCUCUCCCACAGCCAAACACUGGACCCCUGAUCCCUGGUGAACUGUGUCACCAUGCCAACUCCCACAAUCCUCACAGCAACCAGGAGUCCUUGGAGAAGUUGUCAGGUUUACGAGCGCAUUUACAUCUGAGUGAGACUCCGCUCGGUCGUCAGGUGGGUGAGAGCGACUGAAGGAAGAUGCAUUCUGGAUUUAUGUGACGAUAAAGUCGAAUGUUUUGUGGUUUUUCUGUUUCAGAGAUGGUUUCCUGGCGGGAUGUCCUGCUGGUUCUCCUGUUCCUGGUGAGGAUUGGACUCGUAGGUGGGUGCGUUUGUCCAUCAGCCACCAUCUUGUCCCAGUUUCCCUCUUCGGUUCCUGCUGACGCCUGUUGCUUGAACUUUUCCGGCUCUGCUUUCAGCCGCGUGCAGUGGUCAGUGUUUACGAAUGAGACAAACAUCCAGACUCUGGAUCUCUCUCACUGCAAUAUCAGCUCUAUUAAUAUCACAGACAAAGAGGCCUCCACUCUGCAGAGGGUUUAUUUGGAUCAUAACAGACUAAAGGAGCUGCCCAAGGACUUUCUUUCCAGCCAGCCUCACCUGGUGGAGGUAAACCUGAGUGAGAACCUGAUUCAGAAACUUCCUGAAGGCUUUCUUAAAGACUCAAAGAACCUCCUGAGGUUGUAUCUGCAGAGGAACCAGCUCCAGAGCCUCCCAGCCUCUCUACUGCAGAAACCAAAUCUGCAAACUCUAGAUCUGUAUGGGAACCCCUGGGACUGCUCCUGUUUGCUGCUGGAGGGCCUGGAAGAAGGCGAGAAGGUGAACAGAUCCAUCAGAGUUCAGGAACUGGUGGCGAACUUGACCUGCGUGUCUCCGAGGCACCUCGCCGGCAGAGUGGUGUUGUCGGUGAGGCUCAGCGACGUGUGCCGACCGGCCGGCCUCACUGCGCUCUUCAUCGUGCUCCCUCUUCUCAUCCUCUCAGCUUUGAUUCUGUGCUGGUGCUGCGGGAGGAAGAGGACCAAGAAGGAGAUACCUCUGAGCACCUCCAAGAAAAGACCAUCUAGCUUGAGUAGCAACGGCCAAAAACACCACAAGAAGCAGCAGCAGCAACCUGCAGCCGCAGCUCAGAGUAAAACCGGACACAGUGAGGGGAUCCUGAAGAACCAGCUGCUGCUGCGCCCAUCCUCCACCCUCCUGGGCAGCACCAGAGACAUCUAUGAGGAGGUGGAGAUCAAACUGGGCUCAGUGGAGUCUCUCCCCAGACAGCCUUCAUGCUCUUCUUCCACAGAGGAGAAACAGGAUCCACAGGAGACCGACGGGGUCAGUAAGACCGAGCUGGACACGGUCAGCGUGACGGAGGUGAUGAAGGACUCAGCAGACAGGGAGAAGGCUUACCUGACCCAGUCCACUGAGUACUACAGCCUGGUGCCGGGAAUCGAGCUGGAGGACUCAGACCACGGGGAGUAUGAGAACAUCAGCCUGUCGUGACACCUACAACAUUUUGGGAAAUACGUUUCUGCUGAUAAUUAAAUGAGAAGAUUUGCAAAAACUGCAGAUCUGAUAUUCUGUAUCAGCUCCUCAAUAUGAAGGAUAAGGUCUAAAAGUGACACAUUUAUAUACGGAAGUGAAAAUGUCGGUCGCUUAAUAAUAUAUUCUGUCUGUCCUGCUUAUUUGCCAGAAGUGGUUUUGACAGUUCGACUUCAAAAGGACCAAAUAAUGUAAAUGUUUGUGAGUGAAAACAACAUUUUGAAUCCAGAUUAUCAGGGAAUUUAAACACAGAGCUGUAGCCCAACAAAGCAUAACUAAUAAUAAACUUACUGGACUGUAUAAAGUAAACAAACAAACCAAAAUAAAUCCCAAACUUUAGCCUGUUUGACAAAUUAUUGACAUAUUUAUUCACUUUUUCACAUCAAGUAUUAACUCUGAGUGAUAAAUUUGACUGUAAAAUGACAACAGAAGGCUAGACGAGAUGAAAUAAGCAACGAUAUAACAGGUAGGUCUCUGUCCACAGGGGGCGCCAAAGUCAACAUGGACAGAAAAUUCCACAAAGGAGCUUUAAUGUGAAAAUGACACAUUUUUUUGUUUGUUUGUGUAAAUUACAGUCCCAGAAAAUUCUGUUUGUUUGUGUUUGGCUUCAAGCAAUGAUGUAUAAUCUGUAAAUAUCAGACCAAAGAGGUUUAUUGUUGUUAAACUGUGUGCAAGAAAUGAAAAAAGUUUCAGUUUAUUGCUGUAAAUGCACUGAAAAGAGGCACUGUAAGUGUGUGUGUGUGUUUGUGUGUGUUAUUUGUGUGUGUGUUAUCGACACAGGGACAGCACUGUCGAACCGCUGUGGUAUCACAAUGUAAGAGGAAGUGAUUCAAUCCGGCGCUUUUCCUGUGGGACCUGAAGAACGCAGUGACGCUUCAAAAGAGACGCUUUCUUUUUUUUUACACCCUGAAAGGAGCAAAUUUUAAAGACACAACAUCCACAAACACCUUUUUUAAAAUGAACACUGCGCUCUAUCUGAAAAUAGAUUUGUUUGUUUCUGCUUGUUUAAGGUCAAGAAAGUUUGUGUGUCAGCUCUCCUUUACCUCACCCAAGUGCAAUUGUUAAAUGUAUUCCAGUUUGUCUUGUUGCAGGUUAAACUAAACUCUUUGUGCUGCACAUCCUGAAUUGUAGGUGCUGAGUUAUGACUAAUCCCGCUGUAAUGCUGAUUGUUAAUUCGUCGUGAAAUGUGGAAUGUAAAGCUCAGGCUAGAAGUCCAAAAUUAUAUACGUCAUUGUUCAGCAGUGAUAAAAGGAUAGGUGCUCUGCAUCAUGUGUUAAAUUGUGCGUAUAGGUUGGAAAAUACCGGCGUGGUCGGGUCUGAAUGCAGGUGUCAGAUAAAAAUCUCUGCAGGUUCAGUCAACAACAAAAAAAGACGACACAUUUAAGGUCACAGGGGGAUGCAAGCCGGAGACGCUUGAUGUGGAAAACAGAGCAGACGCCUCACUCUUACACUUGCGCUUUGAAUUUUAAUUUGUUUGUGUGCGGCGAAAGAGGGUGCAGCUUUCAGGGUGUGGGACUUCCUGUGAUUUAAAAAUACUGAGGUGUAUUUUCCAGACAGGGGCUUCACGCUUUUCCCAUCACAGCUUCACUCACACUGUGUCAGAUUCUCCGCUUUAAAACACCAGAAACACUGAGAUCAAUAUAUAUAUGUAAAAAGUGAGUAAAAGCCUCUGUCCACACAUUGUUUGAAAUAUGACAAAUACACUCACUCCUUGUGUUGAGACUCUAGUACUGUUGAAUUAUAUCACAGUUAGCUAAUUAACCAUCGAACUACUGCAAUAACUGAUUUUAUAAGACGCCUGUGUUGACACUGUAUGAGUGUAAAAGUGUCGUAUCUUUUAAAAGCACUGAUUUCAUCACGUUUGUAUGCAAACCCUUUUACAACCGAUGGGAAAAUAAAUGUUUUUUAUUACAUAAAGAUA